AUGUCCACAGAGGUUUCCGGUAUCGGUAAUGUGAUCAAUGUGACACUACCAGAACCGCCACCAAGUCUUCCUGGUCGUCUCUGGGAUACGUCAAGAGAUGAACACCACAAGUAUUUACUUCUAUCUCAUGCUAUAAGUCAUGGGAACUUGCAAGGUGUAAAAGAUUACCUAGACCAACAUCCAGAAGCCUUGAGUGAAUGGAUAGACAAUACCGAGACGCCAUUGCUCAAAGCUUGCAACACAGGACAACUAGAAAUCGUCAAAGAACUGUUAAGCAGAAUGUCAACCCUGGAACAUUUGUUGACCCCGAGGGUAAAACAGACUCAUUCCCGCCUUACACCGCUCAUAGUUGUUGCGGCCACCGGGAAUUUGGAGAUCGCCAAGGUUUUGGUUGCAAAGUGCCCCAAGCUCACUGAGAUUCCUAGUAGUUGUGGGAUAUUUAUACCCGUCUUAAAGGCAGCUCUUGAUGGUCAUAAAGAGAUGACAAGUUUUCUUUAUCUCAACACCCCUCUUCCCAUUUUACUCGCUAAUGAAGGACAAUUCGGUUCCCGUGUCCUUUCAACUGUUAUACAAUACGGAUUUCUCGAUAUUGCUAGGGAGAUUUUUGAACGGUGCCCAGGCUUGAUACUCAGUUCUGGCAUAGAUGAACGUCAUGGUAUUCCACUUAAUCAUUUGGCUCAAAACGCUGAAUUGUUUGAGAGCAGUUGUGAUCUUCCAUGGUGGAGCCAAAAGAUCUACUCGUGUAACUACUCUCUUGAUUUCUUACAUAACUGA
Molecule: messenger RNA, 774 nt
Organism: Brassica napus (rape)
Lineage: Eukaryota; Viridiplantae; Streptophyta; Magnoliopsida; Brassicales; Brassicaceae
Exons: 3
Coding region: 1-774 (257 amino acids)
Molecular function (GO): protein binding
Source: RefSeq, a predicted model, not a curated record